Messenger RNA from Hirundo rustica (Barn swallow), 5160 nucleotides. It is a transcript of the gene ERMP1, whose product is annotated as endoplasmic reticulum metallopeptidase 1. NCBI's taxonomy places the organism in Eukaryota, Metazoa, Chordata, Aves, Passeriformes, Hirundinidae. The transcript has 15 exons. Gene Ontology annotation, biological process: proteolysis. The record is from RefSeq and is a predicted model, not a curated record. Gene Ontology annotation, molecular function: metalloexopeptidase activity. Bases 1 to 2658 code for a protein of 885 amino acids.
AUGGAGCGCGGCGGCGACACGGGCGGGUGGCGGCUCCGCGCCACCGCCGCGCAGCGCGACCGCCGCCAGCCGCCGCCGCGGGAGGACGGCGACCGCGGCGCGGGCGGGAAGAAGCGGGGCGGGCGACGGCCGCUGCUGCCGCUGCCCGAGGCGCGGGGGGCGCCGCUGGUGCUGCUGUACCUGCUGGCGCUGCGGGCGCUGGCGCAGGUGUCGCACCGGCAGCUGCUGAGCCGCUCGCCCGCCGCCGCCGGGCCCCGCGACUUCAGCGCCUCCCGCGCCAGAGAAUAUCUGGACAACAUUACAGCAAUUGGGCCCAGAACAGUUGGAAGUCCAGAAAAUGAAGUUCUUGCAGUUAACUACCUCUUAGAACAAAUUAGGGAAAUAGAAAGAGAAAGCACGGAUGCUCACAAGAUAUAUGUAGACAUACAGAGGCCCACGGGCUCUUUCAGCAUUGACUUUUUAGGAGGCUUUACUAGUUACUAUGCAAAUAUAACCAAUGUGGUAGUGAAGCUGGAACCUCGCAAUGGAGCUGAGCAUGCAGUGUUAUCCAAUUGUCACUUUGAUUCUGUACCAAAUACCCCGGGUGCCAGUGAUGAUGCUGUUAGCUGUGCAGUGAUGCUUGAAAUACUUAAUACACUUUCAAAAUCAUCAGAGUCCCUACAGCAUGCUGUUAUAUUCUUAUUUAAUGGUGCAGAAGAAAAUAUUUUGCAGGCUAGUCAUGGCUUCAUUACACAACAUGAGUGGGCCAAGUCAAUCAGAGCUUUUAUUAACCUGGAGGCAGCAGGUGUAGGAGGAAAAGAACUUGUUUUUCAAACAGGACCUGAAAACCCUUGGUUGGUACAAGCAUAUGUAGUAGCUGCCAAACAUCCCUUUGCCUCUGUGGUGGCACAGGAAAUAUUUCAGAGUGGCAUUAUCCCAGCAGAUACAGACUUCCGGAUCUACAGGGAUUUUGGCAAUGUUCCAGGAAUAGAUUUGGCUUUUAUUGAAAAUGGCUAUAUUUACCAUACAGAAUAUGACACAUCGGACAGAAUUUUGACAGAUUCCAUUCAGAGAGCAGGUGACAAUAUUCUAGCUGUCCUAAAAUAUUUAGCUACAUCAGAAAAGUUGGCUAAAUCUUUUGAGUAUCGACAUGGAAAUGUUGUGUUCUUUGAUGUACUUGGUUUAUUUGUCCUGGCUUAUCCUGCUCGUGUUGGCACAAUUAUGAACUAUAUUACAGCAGCAAUUGCUUUUUUUUAUUUAAGCAAAAAAGUAUUACAGCCAAAACCCAGAGCUGUUCAUAACCUGAAGAAGUUAAUGACUGCAUUCAGCUUAACCCUGAUGAGCUGGGUAUGCACAUUGGUAGCAGUCCUUAUGGUGGCAAUGUUUGUCUCCUUCAUUGGACGGGCUCUUUCUUGGUACACCCAUUUCUAUGUUUCUGUGUCUCUCUAUGGCACUGCCGCUGCAGCUAAGCUCAUUCUUGUGCACGUGUUAGCCAAGAAGUUCUUCUACAAGGAUGUGAAUGAUCAGGACCUAGGACUUGUUUUUUUUGAUGCCUCACUGAUGAUUUGGUCAGUAGCAUUGGCUGUGAUGACUCAGAUGGGCCUUUGUUCAGCAUUCAUUUGUACAUUAUGGGUAACGUUUCCUUUACUCACUAAACUGAUGAUCCACAAGGAAUUCAGCCAAAAAGGUGCCACAAUAAAGUUUAUUGUGAUGUACAUGCUGGGGAUGUUUGUUCCCUAUUUGUAUAUGCUGUAUCUUAGUUGGACUGUGUUUGAAAUGUUUACACCUGUCAUGGGACGAAGUGGUUCAGAAAUUCCACCAGAUAUGGUGUUGGCAGGAUUUAUUGUGAUCUUCACUAUGAUCCUGUCUUCCUAUUUUAUUAACUUCAUUUACCUUGUCAAAAGUACAAAAACGACACUAGUAGCUUUAACUACUGUGUUUGUAGUCACUCUGAUUCUCGUUUGUAGUGGAAUCUUCUUUCCUUACAGUUCUGAUGCAGCUAAUCCAAAGCCUAAGCGAGUCUUUCUCCAGCACACAAGCAGAAGAUUUCAUGAUCUAGAUGGAAAUGUGGUUAAAAGUGACUCUGGUAUAUGGAUUAAUGGGUUUGAUUAUAAUGGAAUAUCUCACAUAACUCCCCAUGUACCUGAAAUCAAUGACACCAUUAGAACUCCAUGUGAGGAGCAGGCUCCCUUCUGUGGCCUUCCUUGGAUUCUGCCAGUGCAUUUCAUGUUCCGGAAAAACUGGUACCUUCCUGCUCCAGAAAUUUUGCCAAGAAGCCCCAUUCACUUUAAACUUCUGUCCAAGAAGCUGAUGCCCUGGAACUCUGUGAGGUUAAACUUUGAAGUAUCUGGCCCAAGCCACAUGUCCCUGUACGUGCGGCCGCGUGCCGGGUCGGCGCUGUCCCGCUGGUCCCUCGGGGAUGGAAUGCCGGUUGCCAGCUUGGGGGGAGACUACUUCGUGUUCUACUCCCGCGGGCUGCAUGCGGCUCCCUGGCACUUCUGGGUGGAACUGACGGCCCCAGAAAAGCAUUCUGAUGGAAUAGUCUCCCUUGCCAUAGCAGCACAUUACUUUUUUGGGGAAGAUCAAAAGUCACCUCAACUCUAUGCCUUACUGGAGAGGUUUCCAAACUGGACAUUUUCUUCUGGCUGGUCCUGUACUUACGACCUUUUUGUCUUUUAAUUUUGACAGCAAUGCUGCAGGGCUAAUAGGUUUAUUUCUGAUGCAGAAUUUCCUUGUGGCAAGAGCUUUCUACAAGGUGCCAGAGACUUCAGCAAGAUUUUAAAAUUCUUCAGCAAAUGGUGUUUCUUUGGCAGUUUGACUAUUUCAAGUCUACUGCUAUCUUGGGGAUAUAAUGAUACUUUUCUGAAUGCAGUUCACCUUGGCUCUUCCAUUUAAUGAGUUUCUUAAAAUGAAAACUACACUUGACGAGGUAAUUUUGUCAUAAUAAAUGGUGGCAAUUGUAGUGGAAGGGCUUAAUGGAAUUGUUUUGAUGUAAAAUUGUAGUGAUACAUGGAAUAUUACCUGCCAAGCCUAUCCGUCCUAUUCAAGUCUGAUCUCCAGCUAGAAGGUUCCUGUGGGAGCAGGGCAGAGAUGGCAAAGUCCUGAGCGUUACUUUUGUCACUAGAUGAAGUCACUGAAAGCUGUGGUACUCAUGUCUGUUGGCAAAUGCACAAUGGCAAUGCAACAAUGCAUAGAAAUCAAUAUUAUGAUGGAAUGUGGUAAUUGUUUAUCCAAACUGUAUGUUUCUGUUAAAAGACUUAGUUCUACCCCUUUUCCCGUCUCUUCGGUGCACAGCAUGAGUGGCUAAGUUCAACUUAACUACCAUCUUGUGGUUUUGUUCCUAUUGGGAUCUUUAACAUUCAGCACAUGGGCAUGUGACUUGCUCUCACAUGUAAGAGUGCUAAGUCCGCACUCCUUUAAUGAAUGUCUCAUAAUUAAUCUACUCUAAAUUUUCAGUUACCUUCCAAUUUAUUAGAAUUGGCUAAUUUUGGUAUCUCCUCUGGAGAAACUUUUGGUAGUCUGUCAGUAUUGCACUUGCUAAUACAUCUUACUGUUUCUUAAAAUAAGGUUUCCUUUCCAUAUGGAAAAGUACCUAAAAGAGUACUCUUGAAAAGAUGUCUAAUAUUCUGGAUUGCUCUUAUUUUAUUUUCAUAAGAUGGAUUUUAUAAAUGGCUGUGUUUCAGAGUAUCUUCCAAUUUUAAUUGACAAGCUUUGAAAUCAGAAGCUAGUGACCUCUUUUUUUAUACUUACCAGGUUUGGGGGGUUUUUUAGUGCAGUGGUUAAUAGUUAAGGGUAAUUUUUGAAAUGCAAAGAACUUGGCAUACCUGAAGGAACUUCAUGUUUUUUUCCAAAUUAUAUAUAAACAUUUGGCUAUAUCAAUACCACGCUACAAAUUUUAGUGUUUUUAGUCUCAUGAGUAUUGCAUAAUGUCAUGCAGAGCAGAUUUUGUGCAGGCAUCAUCAUUUUGAGUAGAAACAUGCUAGUACUGUUAAGUUUGCAGAGCACAUGGAAGAAAAUUGUGUGACAGUUAAUUUGUGUGAUGGAUAAUAACUCUCCAGUCAGGAAUUUUUCCUUUGCGUUGUUCUGUAGUUGUGUGUAAUAGUGGAAAGAACCAGCGUCAUUGCUUACAAGGGAUGUUAACAAAGAUUGUCAACUCACUCAUGGACUAGGGUAAGGUUUAAUUACUGUAAUCAUAAUGAACUGGCCAUCAGUAUUUAAAACCUAUGCGUUUAUACAUUAAUGUGCAUUAAUCAUCACUCACUUGAUUGUAUCUGAUUUGAAAGUACAAUCCCUGUAUUAUUUAGUGAUUUGAAAAUCAGAGUUAUGAACUAAAACUCCUGUGUCUUGAAUCUCAACAAAUGUGUUGUACUGUACUCUAGCUGAUGCACAGCUAGUUAACUAAAGCUGCACUGAUAUUUUCCAUCUUCCUUAGUUUUGAUUUUUGUGUUUUGCCUCUGAUUUAAAGCUUUGAAAGUGCUGUGUGAAGAAUUCAUACUGGGAGCCAAAAAUAUAAAAAAGCCUGUUGGCAAUUUCUGAAACUUUAAGUGAAGCAAUAACUUCUGCUAUCUCAGGAUUUAAUCCUUGUUAAAUAAUUUAAUUAUGAAGCAUGUCUAGUUUGCAAAUUUCUGUCUUUGUAAAUAAAAGCAAAACUUGAUUGGUGACACUUGAUUUUUAGCAUGAUUAAAGGCUAUGUAUUUGAGUUGUUUUCAUUCAUUGCAGUAGUGUUUUACUUGAGCUUGGGGUAGAAAUACUGCUAAGAGUGUUGGAGUUAGAGUUGUGUGGAAGAUAAGCUUGGCCAAAGAAUGCAAAAAUCAUCUGAGUUGAGAAAAGUUAAGAUGAGAGUUCUGGCUGGUUUCCUGGAGAGGAAUGUGGUUUUUGAAAUAAGAUGUGAUAGGGAGUAGUCACUGGUAGUGACUCUAAUACCACUAAGUAUUCUUUGCAAAAUUGAUGGUUAAGACAAGAUUUAUUGUUGAAUGGAUGGAAAAAUGUGCUGUUUGUGUCCAUAUGCUUCCCUAUUCAAGUACAAGCAGAUGUGUCUUCAGCCACUGUGGGUUACUAUUUCUCCUAAAAAAGCAUUGUGUGACUUAACUUUUUGAAGUGUAUAAAAUGUGAACAGCUGGUAACUUUUAUGAUAUUCUUAGUGGAGGCAGUAAACAGUUGUUUAGAAUUACCUUAUGCUUA